Molecule: messenger RNA, 4602 nt
Organism: Castor canadensis (American beaver)
Lineage: Eukaryota; Metazoa; Chordata; Mammalia; Rodentia; Castoridae
Source: RefSeq, a predicted model, not a curated record
GCCGGAGCCCGCGCAGCGCAGCGUACCCGCACCCGCACCCGCACCUCUCGGCGCCAGCGCCCGGGAGCCGCCCCUCUCCGGUGAAGACUGAUGUUAGGAGUUGAAGGUGAGCUUGAAAAGGUACACCGCAACUAUACAAUGGGCACCGGUUACAUCCUGAAGUGCCGUCAGCUAUAACCAAAGUUCCUGAUCCCAAGACCACAGACAAAAGUUCCCGAUCCCUAGAACUGAAGACCAUGGAGCUCUCUGACAGUGACCGACCUGUCAGCUUUGGCUCCACCUCAUCCUCAGCCUCUUCCAGGGACAGUCAUGGUUCCUUCGGCAGCAGAAUGACCUUGGUUUCAAAUAGCCACUUGGGCUUGUUUCACCAGGAUAAGGAAGCAGGGGCCAUCAAACUGGAGCUGGUUCCAGCCCGGCCUUUUUCCAACAGUGAGCUGCAGAGGGACAACCCUACUGGACCACAGACCAUGGAUGAGGGCACUGAGCAGCAGUCCAGGGCUCCAUGGAGAGUGGAUGUGAGUGGCACUCCCAAAACAACCGAGGACUUGGCCACCAGUCCCAAGCUCCUCUAUGUGGAUAGAGUUGUGCAGGAAAUUCUGGAGACCGAAAGGACUUACGUACAAGAUUUAAAAAGCAUCGUGGAGGAUUACCUUGACUGCAUCAGGGACCAAACAAAACUUCCCCUGGGAACUGAAGACAGAUCCGCCCUUUUUGGAAACAUACAGGAUAUCUACCACUUCAAUAGUGAACUUCUACAAGAUUUGGAAAACUGUGACAAUGAUCCUGUGGCCAUAGCAGAAUGCUUUGUGUCAAAGAGUGAAGAGUUCCAUAUUUACACCCAGUAUUGCACUAACUACCCAAGGUCGGUGGCAGUGCUCACUGAGUGCAUGAGGAACAAGAUGCUGGUCAAAUUCUUCCGGGAGCGCCAGGAAGCGCUGAGGCACUCGCUGCCCCUGGGGUCCUACCUCCUGAAGCCAGUGCAACGGAUCCUCAAGUACCACCUCCUUCUGCAUGAAAUAGAGAAUCACCUGGACAAGGAUACAGAAGGCUACGAUGUGGUGCUCGAUGCUAUAGACACGAUGCAGCGGGUGGCCUGGCACAUCAACGACAUGAAGCGGAAACACGAGCACGCCGUCCGCUUACAGGAGAUACAGAGCUUGCUCACCAACUGGAAGGGCCCAGACCUGACCAGCUAUGGAGAGCUGGUGCUCGAGGGAACCUUCCGUAUCCAGCGGGCCAAGAACGAGCGGACGCUCUUCCUCCUGGACAGACUGCUUCUCAUCACGAAGAAGAGAGAUGACACGUUCACGUACAAAGCUCACAUCCUGUGUGGCAACCUCAUGCUUGUGGAGGUGAUACCCAAAGAGCCACUCAGUUUCAGUGUCUUCCACUACAAGAACCCCAAGCUACAGCACACAGUGCAGGCAAAAUCCCAGCAAGACAAACGACUCUGGGUUCUGCACCUGAAGAGGCUCAUCCUGGAGAACCACGCUGCGAAGAUUCCAGCUAAGGCCAAGCAAGCAAUACUUGAAAUGGACGCCAUUCACCAUCCCGGCUUCUGCUACAGUCCUGACGGGGAGACCAAAGCAUCCUGUGGCCCUAAAGAGGGUUCAGUGCCGUAUCGGCUGAGAAGAAAAUCUGAACCUUCUUCAAGAUCACAUAAAGUUUUGAAGACUAGUGGGACAGUGCAAGACAUCCAGCAGGUUCCCAGAGAGGAGUGCUCAUCCCAGCUAGCUUCCGCAGGGCCUUCUCCUGCCCAGAGGGGUAGCCAGCCAAGCGGUUCUGCCAUCAUCAGCGUGCUUCGCCAGGGCGGUGCCAUCAGGAACAUCUGGACAGAUCACCAGAUUAGGCAGGCCUUGUUUCCUAGCCGCCGGCCCCCCCAGGAGAAUGAGGAUGACGAAGAUGACUACCAGAUGUUCGUGCCAUCCUUUUCCUCCUCAGAUCUGAGCCCUGCCGGGCUGUGUGAAGAGAGCACCUCAAGUCGCCCUUGCAGCUGGCAUCUGGGAGAGAUUGAGUGCACAGGGACCUCCCGCUCUGGUCACAGGACUGUCCGGCGGGCCAGCAGUGCUGGUGAGAGCAACAUGUGUCCUCCUGAAACAAGAAUUAGGGACAAUGAUGGCUCCCAAUACAGCCCCCGGAGAGAGCUGCAGAAUGGUCCUCAAAUGGAAGGACAGGAAGGACUGACUCCCUUUGGGUCAUCAAUAGAACUGACGAUCGAUGACAUAGACCACGUCUAUGAUAACAUAAGUUAUGAGGAUGUCAGGCUAAUGGUUGCUAAGCGUGAAGAGGCUGGAUCCACUCCCCCCAAAUCAGCCAGGGACUCUGUUCGCCCUAAGAGCACCCCAGAGUUAGCCUUCUCAAAGAGGCAAGCUGGCCACAGUACAAAUUCUCUACGCCCCCGAAGAGAUGGAGCCCUCGUUGGCCAAGAGUUACCCAACCAAAGCACAGGUGAGCUCCAGGCCGAGGAGAACAUCUAUGACACCAUUGGGCUCCCUGACCCACCAUCCCUGGGGUUCAAGUGCAACAGCCUAAAGCAGCCCAAGAGGGGCACCUUCCUGGGCCUGGAAACUGACUUCACAUGCUGUGACAGCCUCAGGCCCUUUGUCUCCCAGGACAGCCUCCAGUUCAGUGAGGACGACACCCCUUGCCAUCAGGGGUCCUCUGAUAACGACUACUUGAGUUUGCUAUACGACUCUCCAAGCUGUAACUUGUCCAUAGCGGAUAAGGCUCUGUCUGAUAAACUGUCUGAAGAGGUAGAUGAAAUUUGGAAUGAUCUAGAAAAUUAUAUCAAGAAAAACGAAGACAAAGCUCGAGAUCGGCUUCUCGCAGCAUUUCCUGUUAGCAAAGAUGACGUGCAAGACAGAAUGCAUGCUGACAAUGCCCCUGAGCCAAGCAGAAAUGCAGGGCAUUCCACGUCUACGCUGUCCCUUCCUGAGAGCCAGGCUUUCCUCACGCCUAUGAAAAGCAGGGUGGUCAGAGCCAGUCAAGCCAACGUGUCUCUGGAGGAAGACCUGAUUUCUGCAGAAGGCUCCUUCGUGAGUCUGAACCGACUCUCUCUGGCCAGCGAGUUGCCUCCCUUGGACAGUCCCUAUGACCUGACCAGCAGCAGUCUGCCCCAAACAGACCCAGACAACCCUGACCCAGGGAUGGAUGUCACAGAUAGAACAAGGAGCAGAGUCUUCAUGAUGGCGAGGCAAUACAGCCAAAAGAUCAAGAAGGCAAAUCAACUUCUAAAAGUAAGAAGUCCAGAGUUGGAGCAGCCGCUGGCCACUCAGCACCACAAACCUGUGCACAAAGACCUGGCAGCCAUCCUGGAAGAGAAGAAGCAAGGAGGGCCUGCCAUUGGUGCCAGGAUUGCUGAGUAUUCCCAACUGUAUGACCAGAUUGUGUUCAGGGAAACACCCCUUAAGAUUCAGAAGGAUGGCUGGGCUAGCACACAACAACCCACCCUGCUCAGGGCUGCGUCACCUUCCCAGAUCCAACAUGGUGGUGAGGACUGGCUUUGGCAUUCAACCUACAGCAAUGGCGAGUUAGCAGAUUUCUGUCCCCGGCCCGAGCAAGACUUGAGGUCAAACUAUGCCACCUUAGAGAUGAGUGCAAAAAGAACUCCAAGACAAUUGUCUGCAGCUUGCUCUGUCCCUUCUCUUCAGGUCUCUGACCCGCUGCUGGGCUCCAUGCAGAGAUGCAGUGUGGUUGUGAAUCAGCCCCACAAAGAGAAUUCCUACCAGGGCCAUCUUUACAACUCGCUGGGUCGGAAAGGACUCGGUGCUAAACCUCAGCCUUAUAACAGGUCCCAGUCAUCUUCAUCAAUCUUGAUCAACAAAUCGUUGGACUCCAUCAACUACCCCAGUGACAUGGGCAAGAAGCAGCUGCUGUCUUUAAACAAAAAUUCCAGGUCUGAGAGCCACCAGGUUUUGCUGCCAGGUCUGGCUAACUCAUGCCAGCAGGGCACCAAAAAAUGCUCUGACCUCACCCUCCAAGACUCACAGAAAGUUCUGGUUGUAAAUAGAAAUUUACCCUUAAACGCCCAAACAGCAACACAGAACUAUUUUUCCAAUUUCAAAGAGACCGAAGGAGAUGAAGAUGACUAUGUGGAAAUAAAGUCAGAAGAAGAUGAGGUAGAGCUGGAGCUCUCCCAGAGCCGUGAAAGAAAAUCUCUCUCAAAGAUGACAGAUGCUGACUUCUCAGACAGCAUCUGCAGCAGCAGCACGCCUUGCUCUUUGAAUACUCAAUGCACUCCAAAAAAGCCAGUGAACAGCAAAGUUGGGCUCUCACCUUACUUGACAGCCUAUGAUUCUGACAAGCUGAAUGACUAUCUUUGGAGGGGGCCAUCACCCAAUCAACAAAAUAUUGUCCAGUCUCUAAGGGAAAAAUUUCAGUGUCUUAGUUCAAGCAGCUUUGCCUGAUCUUCUGAAGAGCUGCCUGAAUUCACUUAUAAAUUACAGAUACUGAUGAGGUGUUUUCUAUGUACCCACAUUAAAGCAAUUUUGUAAUAACCAGAGUUGUAAAAUAUACUUUCUUUUACAGCAAGUGUCAGGAUCUAACAGUAUCUUUUCUGGUGCCAAUUGUCCUCAUGUUUUAUGUGAGUCAAUCUUACUUGAA